Molecule: messenger RNA, 5580 nt
Organism: Anguilla rostrata (American eel)
Lineage: Eukaryota; Metazoa; Chordata; Actinopteri; Anguilliformes; Anguillidae
Gene: slc25a47b
Product: solute carrier family 25 member 47b
Exons: 6
Coding region: 2103-2963 (286 amino acids)
Biological process (GO): transmembrane transport
Cellular component (GO): mitochondrion
Molecular function (GO): transmembrane transporter activity
Source: RefSeq, a predicted model, not a curated record
AACUGAUAGCUAAACACUUUAGCUUCUGUUAAGACUGGCUAGCUUUCGUUCGCCGAAAAAAAAUAGCCUACAGACUAUAAUCUGAUUGUGCGAUUUGUUAUGUUGGGUAUUGCUAAAUAUUUAGCAAAAUGUUUGGCAGGCAUUAUACUGCACAGCCACAUGUGUGUUUGAUUGUUUACCGAAGAAGAUUAACACUGAAUCUAAACGUCCUUUGUGGUCACUCUGGCCUACAAAUUCUCGGGGAAAUACAGUAGGACUAUGCUACACAAUGCGAGCAUACACUGAAUUCCUGGUGCUUAUAUCUACGUCCAGAUAGCCUAACAGUAGAAAACAGAUUUUUAAACAUUUUUAUGUCAUAUAUUACGUUAGAUAUUGUACCAUAUCUGUGGAAACAGGACUGUCUAUGCUUUGAUUAAGAUGAUCUAAAACUAUACAACUGCACCGAUGUGUUCUUGAGGUCUCAGACCACUGACGCUCUUAUUGGUUUAGUGGCAGCAAUCUAGUGAGGUAUUCGAGGCAAUAAAACUCAGCAAUCUUCUGUCAUUAGCCUAACUGACUGAAUUUAUAAUUGAGUAUGGAUUUCCCUGGGCAGGUCUGCAUACAGCUUUUUCAGUCUAUUCACGUGGUUAGUGUUGCAUGCAUUUUUAUUACAGUUGGCUGAAUUCAUAAAACCAUAUGCUGUUAUAGUUACUUUUUCACAGAACCGCCACAUUUGAGUUACUAAUUGUAGCUAAGAACUUAUAAUGAUGACAACGAAGUAUGAAGACAACAUUCAGUUUGGAGUCUUAAAUAGGCCUAAUAGUGGUUUUUAAUUAAUUUUGGUAGUAUUUCAUAUUGUGGCGAUUUUUGAAACCAAAUAAAAUAUAUUAACCUAAAACUUCCUUAUACAUUAUGAAAUAUCAAUUAAAACGUUUGACAUGUCAUAUGUUGGAGAUCUGUGAUUUGUUUCCUGUUUGACAGUGUUUCCUUUGGCGCCCCUAAUUCAAAUUCUAGUAGGCCUAUGAAGCUAAAUACAGUCUCAAGACAACAAGAACUGAAUAUUUUUGCUAUACAAAAUGAUCAAAUAUUGCCGAUACUUAUAAUAAUAAUAAUUCCCCCCCCGCCCCCCACUUGGUUUGCCAUAAAAUAUUGCAGUAGUAUAGCUGACAUGUAAAACAAACAUUCCUAAGGUAGCAAAGUAUUACAUUAGGAGAAUACAUAAGCUACAUUUCUUCAUCAAAUAGGCUAAAUGUACUAAAUUAAGUUUCUUAAUUUUAGUGGUAUUAUUCAUGUCUGUGGGGAGCCUAGCCUGCAGGGGGAAUGUAGGUAAACAUGUUCUGUACCUUACUGCAGGUUUGUGGUUACUGUGUGAACAGCCCAGUGCGGCGCCAUCUUGUUUACCACAUGAGGGCCAGCACUGUGCAUUCAGCAUCUGCUUGUUCCACUUAGAUUUAGAAGUCGUUUGAAGGUGUCUUCCUGUGACCUUCUAGAGUCUGUGUUUGAGGGACAAACCAAGAGAUGUGCUGCUUCCCACGCAAUAAAUUAGCAUUAAUGGCUAUGCCUUAUAUUUGUAAUGGCACAGGUUAUUCCUGGGCCAAGGCAUUCACAAUGAUGUACACCUGACUGAGCAAGUUCACAAUGACCUUGUGUCUCCCUAACUAUGUAACCUCACUGGGUGCUUAUUAACAUCUCUUAAGCUUGAAGGCAAAUCCAAAUCUUGUAGUAAACUUGUUUUGGUCUUCAUUGUCAGACAGUUUUGUUCCUGCAAUAAAGGGCCACUACCAAACAGACAGACAUUGAGGUGAUGCUUUAACAGAGUUUUUUUUUUUUGCGAGACUGCCUAAACAUGAGUUUGACUUACCAAGACAUUUUAGCAGAUUUCUUUACGCAGAUUUUCUAUAUCAAUUUGGAAGGUUGAAUUCACCCCAUAUCUGUAGCAUCCUCCAUAAAUAUGUGAGAGUGCAGACUGGCACAAUAAUAGUUAUUUUAUGAGAACGCAAGUGAAUUUGGAAAUGUCCUGUGUUUCAAAGGGGCAGCAUUCCAUGGGAUAGCACAACCACUGGCUAUGGCUGUGUGCUCCUCUGUGGGGCAGUCCUCACUGGCACAGUCAGGACUCCAGACCUAUGGGCAACAUCUUAUCAGGGGCCCUGGGAGUGGCUGUGGGGUACCCCUUGGACACAGUUAAGGUGAGAAUACAGACCCAAAGGAAGUACACAAGUGUUUGGCAGUGCAUUCGCAACACCUGUAAAACCGAAGGGGUGAAUGGCUUCUACAAGGGGCUGUCCAUGCCGGUCACCACUGUCUCCAUAAGCUCCUCAGUGGUAUUUGGGACCUACAGGAACUGCCUGCAGUGCCUGCGUCAGCUGCGCAGCGGCAGUUUGGAUGCCCCGCCCUCCAAGCCGGACAUCUUCCUGUCCGGAUUAGCUGGAGGGGUUGCACAGGUAUCAGUGAUGGCUCCGGCUGACAUUGUGAAAGUGCGUCUUCAGUGCCAGACAGCGCCUUAUCAAGGCUCGGCCUCACACUCCAAACCCAAAUACCGUGGGCCCCUGCACUGCCUGCUGUCCAUUGCCAGAGAGGAUGGUGUGCUGGGCCUGUACAAGGGCGCGAAUGCCCUAGCGUUGCGUGAUGGCCCCUCCUUUGCCACCUACUUCCUGACUUACAACAUCAUCUGCGAGUGGCUGACACCGGCUGGCCAGAAGCAGCCAGGUUGGACGGUAGUUCUGCUGGCCGGUGGGUUGUCGGGGAUGUGUGGCUGGACGAUCGGCACGCCGAUGGACGUGAUCAAGUCUCGCCUACAGGUGGACGGGAUGGGGAAGCGGAGGUACAAAGGCUUUGUGCAUUGCAUUACCGAGAGCUUGCGCAAAGAGGGACCCGGAGUCUUCUUCAAGGGCCUGGGGCUCAACUGCAUGCGUGCCUUCCCAGUCAACAUGUCCGUGUUCGCUGCGUACGAGCUGGUGGUGCACAUCCUCAGGACAUCACCCUAGACCGUUGGCGCUCUGGCCUGAUUGCUGGUUGCCAGGACUGCUUGUAGGUCUGGAAAAAGUGCUCAUAUAAGAUCAGUUUUAAAGGAAAUGAACCUAAUGGCAGGAGUUACAGAUGCUGUUUCUCGGGGUGGUCAUUAAUUCAUUAAUUUAUUAUGUGAAUUUAAUAUCAUUUGAAUCAGUUUUCUGAUUGUCAGUAUUAUUGCAGUUUUAUUAACAUAACGGUACUACAAUAGUUCACCCACUAAUUUGUAAUAUUGACAACGACUGAAUUACUGCAGCAUAAUUGUUGCUGGAAUGAUAACACUGAACUAACUAGUCAAAACUGACUGAUAUAUCCACAGUUAAGCCUGGGACAUGUUCUUAGACUUUUUAAACAAUUUGUUUAUAUAUUGGUGCACUUAUUUAUUGUAUGCCUGGAAGUUUCAUUUCACUGUUGCACACAUUUACACUGAAUUUGAAUCCUGGGCCAAUUUAUAUUACUAAGCGUGUGUGAUACAAAAGUAUAUCUACACAUUAAAAAAAACACUUUUCAGUAGGAAUACAAGUGAGAGUUCUAUUUCUAGUACUCAUCGUUCAGGCAUUUCAAAAGAUAUCACAAAAUUCAAUAUCAAAUUAUAAGGUAAGACUGCAACAGUAUUGCUUUCUUAAAUGUCCGUUGAUUGUCGUUAAAAGCCUUCCAACUACUUGUACAAUAGUAUAUUGUAUUUUUCCAGUUGAGCAAGUUGCAUCACUAAAUUAGUUAAAACAAACUGGUAUACUGAUCGAGUCUUGAAGUGUACUUGAACAUGUUGUACUUGAACAUAGUACUGGCUUACAUUUGCUGUCAUAUCUCAGGUAUGGAAUGCCUGAGCGGACCUGUUUCAGGAAUGUACUGUCAACAUGCAACUUGCAGUUUUGUCAUUCGUAAGCAGCCAGCCGAUAGUGAGCCAUGCCCAUUAAGGCCAUGCGGCUGUCUGUGCAAAGGAGACUGCAUCACCUCAUUGCUUUCUAAGGGAAAUAUAGGAAAUAUAUUAUUACACAUGAAGAAAAGCUGAUUUAAAACUGACUUUUAAAUGACUGAGAAAUUUGUAAACUGUGAUUGCCAGAAACAAAACAGGGUUUGAUUUUGUGGCGAUUUCAUUUUUUAAUGAUGUGAAGACUUAAUUCUAUAAAAUAUCUUUUCAAAGAUGGGAGCAUCUUAUUGUGUGAUUUUAAAAAUGUGUGUGAAAAAGAAAUGUGUGUGAAGAAAAAAAUAUUAUGCAGAUCCAUUAUAUUUAUGUAUAGACAUAAUAUAUUACUUCUCUAAUCUAUUUAAUAAAAUUGUUAACAAAAGGGUAAAUGUGAGUGAAAAGGGAAAUUGUAUGUACUUCUGUACAAGCAAACCAUGCCUGUGUCUUGUCAAAAUCCACUUCCACGAAUUACAACAUAACUUUCAAGAAACCUCAGUUUCACUUCUCAGAAUUUUCUGUCUGCUGUGAAAAAGCAUUCCACGCAUAAAAUGCCAAUCUAAUUUUUUUAUUACUGCAUAUCCUCACAUGGAGAUGUUGACGUACAAUGCAGUUGUGAAUUUUUGCUGUGAAUUUUUAAUCAUUUAAAGUAGUUGAUCAUCUUUGUGUUCUGUACAAUAGCUGACACAUCAUGACAGCUAGUAACACUGAAAAUAAGAGGACAAGAAGACGGGGUAUUUUAACAGGCGGUUUAUUAGACAUGAACUGUACAGCUGGGGACAUGAUCUGGAUGCAUUGCGGCUCUGGGAAGCAGCAUCACGUGCCUGGGUGCAGAGGAAGCUGCUUGCUUGGAAAGUGUCGGGUGGAAAUUACAUUGCAAUUUGAAUCGCGAUUGCUAACUCACUCUCUCAAAAUUCUCUCCCGCUAGUAGUUAAAAUCUAGCCGGCGGGGAGUCAUAAACUGGCGGACGGUCUCCUCUGUGACUUGCUUGCGUCUCUCUUGGUGAGCCGUGAUCAUGGGCUGCAGGGUCUCGAUCAGACACUUCUUCAGCUCUCCUGUUAAAAGGGCUCCACUGCUGUAGUCCUAGAGGGAAAGAGAAAGUAACUUCAUCACAUUUAUUGUAACUAAUAUGCGUUGCAGCAUGUUAUCGGAUGCCCUUACACUUGGGAGACUGGCUCAGGGAUACUGCUUCACACAAGAUAUAAACAUAAGAACAGGUAGCAUUCAUCCUCUCAUACACCUGGGACACGCACAAAAACAAAGGUCUGCACAUGAGAUGAAUCCCAUAUUGGUUUUUUUGUAGGAACAUUUUUAAGAACAAAAGUAAGAAUAAUUUAAGAAAAGUUGAAUGAGGCUCAUUAUCUUGAAUGGCCAGAGGGGCCUGGGAAGGCAAUGCUGAUAAAGAGAUACUAGUGUAUCUGUGGUGUGGGGAUAGCUGGUUUAAGCAGCCACACCUGCUCUGGGUCAAGCUAAUUAGACUUGGCCAAUUGGUUAAGAAUUUGAUAAUUGGCCAGGCUAAUUGGACCCGGGAACAGGAGUGGCUGCACCUGUGCGUAGUGAGGUAAUCACUGCGCACAGGUUAAAUCUGCCGUCCCCACUCUUACAAGGGAGAGCCUCUGUCAUGACUGUUUUACAGCUGCUCCUUGGCUGUAACAUCUUGCAACCCUUAAAAAUAAACGUGGACUGCUUGA